UGGAAUUGCUGGAGAAGUAGGCGCUUCCAUCCUUUUGGCAUCUUUCAAUAACCUUCCUCUGGCCUCGGACGCUAGAUAUUUCCCAUUUAGUUUCCCAAAAUUCAAUCCAGUAACACUCUAGCCAUGAACCCAGACCUAGAGGAGAUGAUGCGCAGCACCUUGCCACCUGAGGAAAUCUCGGUGUCGGCGAUCAUCGCACAGUAUCUGACAGAGAACAGUCAGAUUUUCAAAGCACUGGCUAGUCUCCGAUUGAAGGGUUGGAAUACCUCCGAGGGCGAUCUGUUUUUCCAAGCUCGUCGUGCACAAUCCGACAACGCCAAUAGAACACAGAAGCGAUUGCAAAGCUUCUUCAAAAUGACAUGUGAGAUCGGACAAGAAAUGGAUGAGAAUACAUCAGUCAUUACACUCGCAGCAGAUGGGAAUCAGUCCCCAAGAGUCCUGGAUAUCGGUAUGGCCCCGGGUGGGUUCACCCAAACUGUGCUCCGUAAACAUCGCGACGCCAGGAUACGGGGCAUCACAUUGCCAUCAGAGAUGGGAGGUCUGCGAAUUAUGCUGCCAGGAUGGAGGGACGAUUUGAAGGUUCUUAUAGAAUUUGCCGAUAUCACGAUGCUAGCAAACGAGAUGGGACGGCCAGCAACAUCCAUACCGACUCAACACCCGGACAUCGCAAAGUUCUCGUCAAAAAGACCGUUUCAGAACGAGACAUUUGACCUUGUGUCCUGUGGCACGACAGGUGCAACGACUCGACGUGCGCAUGCUGAUGCCGAACAUCAUGAGUCGCAUAAGAGGCUACGGUUAGCCACGAGCCAGUUAGUCCUCGCACUUCAGCGUCUACGCAAUCAAGGGUCACUGGUCCUAGUCAUGCACAAGCCAGAGUCAUUCGAUACCGCUGAGAUCAUCCACACCUUCACAAAGUGCUCAAGUGUGCGCCUUUUCAAGUCAAAAACGAAGCAUGCAAUCACUUCUUCCUUCUAUAUGGUGGCAAUGGGGGUGGAUACGCAGAGUGAAGAGAUGCAAUCAGCUGUUGUUAAAUGGAAGAAACAAUGGGAGGAUGCAACGUUCCAGUCGGAUGGAGCGCUCUCGACUUGUCCCCGCGCAUCUGAAGAUCAAGUUCGCGAGAUGCUAGCAGACUUCGGACCACAGCUUAUCGAUCUUGCCACGCCACUUUGGAAGAUCCAAGCUGAUGCUCUCCGAGCUUCUCCGUUUCUCAAAGAGUCAAACAGCACGAGCGAAGCGAGGUCUGCAGCCGCCUCAACAAUGCGCAAUGGCACUCUUUAAGUCCGUCGUUCUUAGCCGGAAGUUGAUGAUGUGGGAGUGUAAUGGAAAGGCACGAAGACUCGUGCUGCGUCUGUUAGGCGAACAGUGAUGCUACGGCCGCAAAGGUUUCUUUUGCAACAUCCGCCAACUGCUACAUACCUUCUAUCUUUGGUAUCGCUGUUGUAAAAGCGUGAUGUAAUCUGAAUGUGGUAUGGAGGUCAAAGACCAGUCAGUCAUCAGCUAUCUUCGGCUGUCCGACAUUUAGCAU
Molecule: messenger RNA, 1525 nt
Organism: Bipolaris maydis ATCC 48331
Lineage: Eukaryota; Fungi; Ascomycota; Dothideomycetes; Pleosporales; Pleosporaceae
Biological process (GO): methylation
Molecular function (GO): methyltransferase activity
Source: RefSeq, a predicted model, not a curated record